UUCUUUUUGACAAAGAGAAAACAUUAAUAUUCAAGUGUGACACACCCUUUAAAUCUGAUAUAUAUAUAUAAAGAAUACAAGUUGUUCAGAUAUCACUCUUCCCACAGGAGCUUCUUUCUUUUCAUCUGGAAAGGGUGCCCUUUUGCUUCAACAACAUGUCUUACUCUUUAAGGCAAUCAUCAUCUCACCAAGUUUCAUCCUCUAGCUCCUAUGGUCAUGGCGGAAGCGUAGGUGGUUACGGUCAAGGUGGUAGUUAUGGUGGUGGAGUAGGUGUAGGACAAGGUGUUGGAUUUGGUGGUGGUGCUGGUGGUUAUGGUGGUGGUGCUGGUGGUUAUGGUGGUGGUGCUGGUGGUUAUGGUGGUGUUGCUGCUGGAGGACAUGGAGGUUUUAGCAGUGGAUCUGCUAGCUAUGGUCAUGCUGGUGGUGCUGCUCAUGGAGGAAAUUAUGGUGGUGGAGCAGCUGGCUUUGGAGGAGGUUUUGGUGGUGGAGCAGCUGGCUUUGGAGGAGGUUUUGGUGGUGGAGCAGGCGGUUUUGGAGGAGGCUUUGGUGGUGGUUAUGGAGGAGGUGACGGCAUCUUCUCUGGAAAUGAUAAGCAAACCAUGCAGAAUCUUAAUGACCGCCUGGCCAGUUAUCUGGAUAAAGUCCGUGCUUUGGAAGAGGCAAAUACUGAGCUUGAACGUAAGAUUAAGGAAUGGUAUGAAAAGCAAAGGCCUGGUAGCACCACUGGUGAAGGCGCAAAAGAUUACUCUCAGUAUUUUGCCACCAUUGAAGAUUUAAAAACUCAGAUUGUUCAAGCUAACAAUGAAAAUGCAACCAUUAUCUUGCAAAUUGACAAUGCCAGGCUUGCUGCUGAUGACUUCAAGAUGAAGUAUGAGAAUGAGCUGGCUCUCCGCCAGAGUGUAGAGGCUGAUACCAAUGGCCUCCGCAGAGUUCUGGAUGAUCUGACCUUGUCUAAGACUGACAUGGAAUCUCAGCUUGAAAGUCUCAUCGAAGAGAUUGCUCUUCUCAAGAAGAACCAUGAAGAUGAGGUUAAGGGAGUCCAAGCACCAACUGUGGGUGAAGUUAAUGUUGAAAUGAAUGCUGCACCCGGUAAUGAUCUGACACAGAUCCUCAAUGACAUGAGAGCACAAUAUGAAGCAAUGGCCGAAAAGAAUCGCAAGGAUGCUGAAAACCAAUUCAAUAAGAUGAGUGAAGGCCUGAAGAAAGAGAUAUCCACUGGCGCACAAGAAGUUCAGACCACCAAGAGUGAAGUAUCUGAAUUAAGGAAGACUAUUCAAGCCUUGGAGAUCGAGCUUCAAUCCCAACUGGCCAUGAAAAAAUCACUGGAAGACACCUUGGCAGAAACAGAAGGACGUUACUGCAUGCAGAUCGCACAACUGCAGGCACAAAUUUCCGUCAUUGAAGAACAGUUGGCACAGAUGAGAGCGGACAUUGAGUGCCAGACAGCCGAAUAUGAAGAUCUGCUGGACAUUAAGACCAGAUUGGAAGCAGAGAUCGAGACAUACAACAAGCUUCUGGAGGGCGAAGGUGGUAUAGGACAAGGACAAGCCGGUGCAACAUCAACAUCAUCAUCAUCUAGAGCAACAUCAUCGGCAACAGCAUCAUCGGGAACAGCAUCAUCAUAUGGAUCAGCAUCUAGGGCAACUCAGCCUGCUACCAUCAGGGCAACUAGUGGAUCGGGCAGUGCUUCCGGAUCCAGCACAGGUCUUUCUAGGCGCUAGAAGGACUAGAAGGGUAAAGAAAAUCGUUGACAUCAUUGAGGAUGGAAAAGUAGUAAGAUCAGAAGUUGUGGAAGAAAAUGAGGAAUACUAAAAACGCUGACGAAGCCAAAAGAGAUGAUGUCUGCUCAACUAUAGUAGAAACCUGCUGGGACCACUUGCAUUUUUUAUUAGACUCUACUCCUUUCUUUUUCUUUGCUGUCUUCUUGCAGAUGUUCAUACAAGUGUCUUGAACCACAUUUGUACUCAUUUGUACCCACUGUAACAGUCUCCUUGUGGUUUGUGAUCUGUCCAUCAUUAUCAUUACAUAUUGGACAUUAUUACUUUUGCUUUGCAUAACCUAUGAAAUAAAGA
Messenger RNA from Hyla sarda, 2072 nucleotides. Its product is annotated as keratin-3, type I cytoskeletal 51 kDa-like. Bases 156 to 1721 code for a protein of 521 amino acids. The transcript is spliced from 8 exons. The record is from RefSeq and is a predicted model, not a curated record. Lineage: Eukaryota; Metazoa; Chordata; Amphibia; Anura; Hylidae. Gene Ontology annotation, molecular function: structural molecule activity.